Messenger RNA from Porites lobata, 5320 nucleotides. NCBI's taxonomy places the organism in Eukaryota, Metazoa, Cnidaria, Anthozoa, Scleractinia, Poritidae. The record is from the annotation of a GenBank genome assembly.
AUGAGGACAAUGGGUGACUAUCAUGAUCUGUAUUUGAAGUCUGAUAUUCUCCUAUUAGCUGAUGUUUUUGAGAACUUCCGUAAGACCUGCCAUCAGUAUUAUAAAUUAGUCACCUGCUACUAUUUUACAUCUCCCGGCUUAAGUUGGGAUGCUAUGUUGAAAAUGACUGGUAUUAGAUUGGAGCUUAUGAAGGAUGUUGAUAUGUUUCAGUUUAUAGAAAAGGGAUUGCGUGGCAUGGCGGCAUUUCUCAUAUUGCUAACCGACGAGGAGAAGCUAAUAACAAUUAUAUGAGCGGGUAUAAUCCAGAGAAACCAAGUAAGUAUAUAAUGUAUCUAGACGCUAAUAACCUUUAUGGAUUGGUGAUGUCUCAAUGUUUACCAACAGGUGGUUUUAGGUGGAUGACUGAAGAACAAAUACAAAAAGUUAAUCUAGCUGCCUGUACAGAAGACAGAAAAAAGGGUAUGAUUUUGGAAGUCGAUUUGGAAUACCCCAAAGAAUUACAUGAGCUGCACAACUAUUAUCCUCUAGCUGCGGAGAAAAUGAAAGUUACCAAAGAAAUGCAAAAAUAUUCAGGAGCAGUUUGGAAUAAAUAUUGGCCAGGUUGCUAAGCUAAUUCCAACACUAGCCAGUAAUAUAUAGAUUUAGCCAGGGCUAAAAGCGAGGCUCCCAUUAAUGUAUUUAUAAUUUAAAUCAAACAAUAAACUUGUAUUCCACAAUUCAGUUAACUUUAUAGCAUAUAGCACAUUCAUGUGACUUUUGAGGGAAAGGCUAAGUGAUUUUAGAGAAAAAUAAUUUGCAAAGAGCCCAAGAGUGAACAAAAUCUUACACCGAGUUGAUAACCUCAUAUGUACACCCAACAAAUAGCAAUCAUCUUCGAUCACAUUUAAGAGCCAUAAUGGCUCUUGAUCACCGUAAGAUUAAUUAGGCCUGGAAAAAAAAUCAGGUCGAAUUUUUUUGCGUUCGACAAGUUUACUUUACAAAAUCUUGCCAAUAAAUCUGGUUGCGUGUAAACCAACCUUUUAUACCAUUUAUACAUCACAUCUGAGGUGAAACAGUACUAUGAGGUACUGUUUUUAUCAUACAGACCUCGGACAGAAUGCAGUAUUUCACAAUAUUUUGCAACAGAAAUUGCCCUCAUUCAAUAUUCAGGACGAUCGAAGCACGCGUGGGCUUUUAGCUAAACCGUUAAAAAAAUUCCAAAAUCACAUAUACAGCCAGCCAGUUCUCACUUUUGUAGUGCGAGCUGUAGCGAAUGUUUGAACGAACAUACUAAAGUUAAGCUCCAACAUAAUAAAGAAAUUAUUAUGUUUAUUUUUUAUUUAAUGGUUUUAUCGAUCUGUAAUCUUUAAAAGCUUUUGAUAUGCGCGGCAUUUUGAGUACUCCUGCAAGCGAUGUUAACUGAACGACUGAAAACAAAGGCACAGCGAUUAAAUACAAGAGAGACUACCAACAAUCAAUAAAAGAAAUAUAAUUCGGCGAAACAUAUACAGAGAAAACAUUUUUCAUUCACGAAGCCAAAUGUUAAAGUGUCUCUAAAAAUCCUGAGUCUUCAAGGUUAAGCUUAAGUUUAUGUUUUAAGCCGGCUUCCCGGUAUUUAUUCACAGAUGAACUCGAGGCAAGAAAAUCGCUCAAAGCUUUCUUUUACAGCCAGAAUUAUAACUAAAUGUUCUUUGGAACGUUUUCUUUCUAUCUGCGGUGAGAAAAUGUCUAAAGACUUUUUAAAGUUGUGUAAGCUUAUAUCAAGUUUACCUGAUUCUUGGUCAGAUCAAAUUGUCUGAAAUCUUACAAACGUGCAUAAACUACAUAGCCGCAUAAACUACGCUCGAUUUCUUUAAAUUAGAUAUAUAUAAAAAAAACAUCAAACACAAUAAUUACUGAGGCUUACCAUUCGAGAUGCAGCUCCUGAAAGGUAUCAGGUAAGGCCAGUAUCGCUUCAGACCUUUCAACCUUUACGCAUCAAGCAAGGUGGAAAACAAAAACGUUGCCAUCCGAAAUCGAAUUCCCGACUUUGACAAGUGAUGUAUUAAUUUCUCAACCAAAACCCAACUAGCCAUGAAUAACAGAAGACUCCUGAUAGCAGCUGAAUUUCAUUUUGUGCAUCCAGUGGAAAAAGACAGUUAAAAACAUCACAAGUUGACACAAAACUCUGUCAGCUUAAGCUGUCAAAGUAAACACGAUUCAAGAUGCUGCAUAAAUUUUCCGCAUGAGCUCACCUGUCAAAUUUUGACCAAUCAGAGCAUAAAAAAUGAACGUAGAGCGUGACCAACGCGUGACCAUGGUGAGCAAAGUCAAAAGCAACUGUUUUGCCUGUAAUAGCUGGGUAAAUUUUCGGGUCCGAGGUCAGUUUUAAAUCAAAAUUUUAAUUGUGCGGCACAAAAACAAAACAUAUUUCACAUGAAUGAAAAAAAAGUCAAACUUGAGCCUGCAAUCAUUUGAAAGCUAGUAACUUGUCAGCGGAUAACUUCAAAAUAAAACUUGCCCUCUAUGGCUCAACACCUGAGCCCGCGAUACGGUCAAGUGAUACUGGUCAGCGGAUACCCUGUUUUGACAGCUGUCAAUUGAUCAAACCAUUGAUGUCCAAUGGAUGUGUGCAUUAUCAGUUUUCCUGUGCUCUCAAACUGGCUAGAAAGUAUGAGAUUGAACAUUGAUCGCGAUCUAGUAAAACAACUGGUCAGCGGACAGCUUCCAAAUAAAUCACGUCACCUUGAUGAGUUGACACAUAAGCCCUCGAUAUGGCAAUGUGAUACUGGACAGUGGCUAUCCUGUUUUGACAGCUGUCAAUUGACCAUAUCGUGAAUGGCCAAUGUAAAAGAUGUGGAUUUGCCAAGACACGCCUGAGACGCCCCUCCCUUCCUUUUGAUAGUCUCCCCUACCCUACCCGUACAAUCUGUAGACGCGUAUGUACGUACGUACGUGCGCUCGGUCAGUCACGUGACAACCAAAAGAAAGGAGGUUGACCAUAUUCUGUGAGUAUGGGGCUCUGUCCCACGCGCGCUUCGCGCGCGAGGGAACCCCGCUAAAAAGAAUUAUGUACUACAUUAUAGAAAUCUGCAACUCUACCUGUCUCUUGGUCUUAAAUUGAAGAAAGUACAUAGGGUAUUAGAAUUUGACCAGUCUCCCUGGCUCGCACAGUAUAUUAAUUUUAAUACCCAAAGGAGGAUGAAUGCUAAGAAUGCAUUUGAGAAGGACUUUUUUAAAUUAUUAAACAACAGCGUAUCUGGAAAAACUAUGGAGAACAUAGGAAAGCCCGUUGAUGUGAGAUUAGUGACUGCAUGAGCAGAAGAAAUUAUCCAAACUUGUGAGCAAGCCGACCUACGUUAACAGUAAAAUAUUCAAUGAGGACCUUGUGGCAGUUCACAAGAUCAAAGAAACACUAACACUAGACAGACCAGCUUAUGUGGGCAUGUGUACUUUAGAUCUAUCAAAAACUCUCAUGUACGACUUUCACCAUAAUUAUAUUAAAAAUAAGUAUGGGCCAAAAGCUAAAUUAUUGUUUACUGAUACAGAUACUCUUUGUCAUGAGAUUGAGACAAAGGAUGUUUAUAAGGAACUAUGGGAGGACAAACAAUUAUUUGAUAAUAGUGAUUACCCACAAGACAGUCCAUAUUUCAGUGUGGAGAAUAAGAAAGUAAUUGGAAAGUUUAAAGAUGAGGCAGCUGGCAUACCAAUCAGAGAAUUUAUUGGUCUUCGAAGUAAGAUGUAUUCUUAUGUGAAAGACAAUGGUAAAAAUAAAAAGACAUCUAAGAGGGUCAGAAAAUAUCUUUUCAAAAAGAAUAUCACACAUGACAAUUGCUUAUUGAAUGGGAAACAAAUGUUACACAGUAUGCGCACAAUCAGGAGUGACCAUCAUCAAAUUGGGAGCUAACAAUUAAACAAAAUUACUUUGAGCUGCUUUGAUGAUAAAAGAUAUAUCCAUGAGGAUGGAAUACACAGUUAUGCUUAUGGCCAUUAUCAAAUAGGGGCUUCCCCAAGGAAAUAAGUCAUUAGAAUGUUUUGGAAGGUUAUUCUCUUAACCAAUCAGAAGCUACGCAUUGCAUCUACGAAAUUGUGAAAAUUUUCAGUGAAAUGUUUCAUUUUUGCGUAAUCAUUGUGCGUAAACUAUUUAGGUCAUUAGAAUGUUCUAGAUGGCUAUACUCUCGACCAAUCAGAUGAUUACACAAAAUUUUCUACAGUCUGUGGAAUAUUCUGUGAAACUAUAAUGAUUUGUGAAGUUGAGUGUGGGCCAAUACAUUUAACAAAUUAUAAUCUUAUAAUAGUAUAGUAAUGUGUAAUAAAGAAGUUCACGAAUUAUUGAUCCAAGAGAGAUAUUUUAAUUGCGUCUUUUGUAAUAAACAGAUCCAAGACCCCGGUAAGCCCAGGCGAUAUUUUUGUUGCGGUUCUAUGAGACUGAUCAAAGACGGUUUUAUCGUGUGUAAAAAUUGUGGCCAAGUGCAUGGUGAAUAUUUUGCCCCCGAAUAUUUUGAUUUUUAUGGGAAUCGACACAGGAUUAGAAAGAAGUCCGUUUAUCACAGAAAAUAUCAUAUCAUAAAUGUCACGGAUGGUAUCGCACAAAAAAAUAAUAUCCACAUUGGGUACUAUAAUAGAGAGAAUAUUCUGAGAAUAUUCCAACUACUUGACCGUGUUACACCGGAAGUCAAUAAUUUUGGUCGGAAACGGCACAUCAGUGUAAAUUUUAUUAUCAAGCAACUAUUCGACAUUUUAGGAGUAGGAUACAAAUUUAUUCCUCUUACUCGGUCAAAAAGUACAUCAAAAUAUUAUGAAGAUUGGUGGAAGAGAGUUUAUUCCUUAAUUAAGACUGAUAUCAAUAGACUAAUUUCUCAGAACUAGACAGGAAGUAAGGGAAAACCCUAACUGGAAACAGAUUUUAUUCAUUGAGCGAGAGACCCUGGGGACGAGAUUGUGACCAUAAACCGUCCGCCAUCUUGUUUUAUGGAAAGAGAAACAUUUAUUCAGUUUCUGUUGGACGGGAGAGGAAUUUUCUACCGUGCUGUUUUUCAAAUCUUGUUACUAAUGGGGCAAGAUCAACGAUUGUUUCAUCGAGGACUGACAUUUCCUUCAGGAAUCAUCCUUAUCAAAGGUACCUCCUCGCAAUGAAGUUCUCAGCCCGACUAAUACUUUGUCGUAGGUAGUACAAACAAACUUAGCCAUCUCAAUUUUCUUUUUGUGGUCUUUCGUGUCAGAAAACGUUUUAAGAACUAAACUAGGGCCUGAUAUGCUUCCUAGAAUGGCUGGGUUGGCUGUCAAACCACCAGCAACAGUUCCGAUUACUAUCAACCCAGUGGAGCAUAUAUUUAAUAGGAGAUGCAGUUUUUUGAAGUAG